Neopelma chrysocephalum (saffron-crested tyrant-manakin) is the source of this 2555-nucleotide messenger RNA. RefSeq names its product CCR4-NOT transcription complex subunit 9 (gene CNOT9). The transcript has 8 exons. Lineage: Eukaryota; Metazoa; Chordata; Aves; Passeriformes; Pipridae. Gene Ontology annotation, cellular component: P-body; CCR4-NOT complex; CCR4-NOT core complex. The record is from RefSeq and is a predicted model, not a curated record. The coding region runs from base 114 to 1067 and encodes 317 amino acids. Gene Ontology annotation, biological process: negative regulation of translation; mRNA catabolic process.
UGGGCGAGGAAGAAAAGGGUAAGAAUAAGGAUGAUAAGGAAGACCCUCACAAGGUUCAGAGUAGACCCUCUUCUUCAAGUGACCUUAAAACACUCAUUCAUGACACCUCCUGCAUGCCCACCCACCUUUUGUGCCCUCUGGGGAGCUGUUUUACUUCUGGCCUUGACUGCAGAGGGAAAGAGGAGCCUGUGCCAACAGCACUGGCUCAGGUUGACCGUGAAAAGAUUUACCAAUGGAUCAAUGAGCUGUCCAGCCCUGAGACACGGGAGAACGCGCUGCUGGAGCUGAGCAAGAAGCGCGAGUCUGUGCCUGACCUUGCCCCGAUGCUGUGGCACUCGUUUGGCACCAUCGCAGCACUCCUUCAGGAAAUUGUAAAUAUUUACCCAUCCAUCAACCCUCCAACUUUGACAGCCCAUCAGUCCAACAGAGUCUGCAAUGCUUUAGCUCUGCUACAGUGUGUUGCUUCACACCCUGAAACCAGGUCAGCUUUUCUGGCAGCUCAUAUCCCUCUCUUCCUGUACCCCUUCCUGCACACGGUCAGCAAGACACGUCCAUUUGAGUACCUGCGGCUCACAAGCCUUGGAGUGAUUGGUGCCUUGGUGAAAACUGACGAGCAAGAAGUGAUAAAUUUCUUAUUGACAACAGAAAUUAUCCCCCUGUGCUUACGCAUUAUGGAGUCUGGCAGUGAACUCUCCAAAACGGUUGCUACAUUUAUUCUUCAGAAAAUCCUCCUGGAUGACACAGGGCUGGCAUACAUCUGUCAGACUUAUGAGCGGUUUUCCCAUGUUGCCAUGAUACUGGGUAAAAUGGUCCUGCAGCUCUCCAAGGAGCCAUCGGCACGGCUGCUGAAACAUGUCGUCCGCUGCUACCUUCGCCUUUCCGAUAACCCCAGAUGUAGGGCACGUGAAGCUCUCAGGCAGUGCCUUCCUGACCAGCUGAAGGACACCACCUUCGCCCAGGUCCUGAAGGAUGACACCACCACAAAGCGCUGGCUGGCUCAGCUCGUCAAGAACCUGCAAGAGGGUCAAGUCACUGACCCACGGGGCAUCCCUCUUCCUCCGCAAUGACUGCUGGGGGAGGUGGGGAACUGGGGAAGAAACAGCUCAGGUUUACAAAGAACCAGGAACAGGUGACCUCUUCCGCAACAAACUGGGCACGCCAGCUGGCUGCCAGCCUGUCGGACCAUCCCACCCAGCCAAAGGGCUGCUCUGUAGCAGCAACGCCUCCAGGGAUCCCAACACCAGCAAAUGCUGAUACUACAGCUUAAAAAAAAAAAAGGUCAAUAAAAACCAUCUGUAGAGAUCCCAGUCCCUCCAGGAGGCGUGGGUGGCAUCCCUGCCCCCACCUCCAGGCAGGGGGUAGUGCAGAUGUCCACUCUUCCAGCAAGCUCAGCCUCCGCCCAAGUGGUGCACAACUCUGGGUGUGUGCACCACAUCCCUCCAAUUCCUUGUCACUUCUUGUUUACACGUCUUGUUUAGAUGAGUGAACUGAAUAAAAGCCGAUCCAGUUAUUUUAUCCCCUCUUAAUACUACUACUCAGCUGCAGGUAGCUCAGGCACAGCUUUUUUCCCUGCCAGCACGUCCUUGCUCCUGGCUCUGCAUCCAGCUGGCACAGUAAGCUUCUUUCUUCCUUUCCUUUGGCGCAGAGGCAGUGGCUGGAGCCGGGCCCCUGCGUGCUUGCCCCAAGAGGAGGGGUGGAUUACAUGCAAUGAAUCCAUGCAUCAUAAGCUUGCUUCCCAGGGCUCUGGGGAAGGAGAAGACAGCAGGACUGGCUCUUGUGCUGUAAAUAGUGCACUUCUGCAGCUGACCAGCAGCCUGGGGCUGAUGUGUGCUGGCCUCUCAUCUAGUCCUGGGAGGGCUGCUGGCUGGCUCAGCAAAUGGAGCUCAGCGUGACACCUGCCUUGAGGUGGUGGGCAGGCCACCAACUGAUGAUCCCCUGCUGCCUGCAGGCUCCAGGUAUGCCACAUCCCGCACCGCUGCUGCCCGCCAGGCGCCCCUCAGUCCUGCCCCUCCUCCCUUCCCUCCCCUUCUGCUCCUCUCUGCCAGUCGGGUGCAUCCAUUUCAGCUUUCAAACCCGCCUUGGCGUCUGCCUUGGCCCCACUGCAAUUAAACUGGACCAGCAGCCGCUUACCUGCCUUUCCUGUGCCGAGGGGUUAAUGCGGCCGCAGAGGGCUCUCAGAAGCAGCCGUGGAGCUCCUAGGCUCUGCUGCAGCAGAGUCUGCUCUGCCUGCUCUUGGCUGCAGGCAAGCCUGGGCAGCUACUUAAUUUCUCCCCCGUCCUCGAGUAGCCCAUUUUGCUGAUCAUCUGCAGUGUCGUGCCAACAGUGUCUUAAAUCCCAUCGUUUCCCUUCUCUCCUCCCCUCACAGCCUUGCAUAACAAGGGCAGAGCACGGCCUCUUCCUUGCCCUCGGGUUCCUGUUUUAUAACCAUUGCCUUCUUUUCCCUCCUUUUCACCCUGACCUUGACAGAGUGUUAAAAUGCUUCUGUUUGGUUGAUUGUUUUUUGUUUGGUUUUUUUUAAGUUCAGAUUAAUAAAUAAUAAAACCCCAGCCAGCACA